AUGGCUUUAUCAUCCAUUUUCGGUGGGGCCUCACCUUCACAGCAAAAAACCGUUUCCAGUGCUAGUUCCAAUGGAAUUACCGAUCAAUUAAGGAAUCAAAUCACGCAGGAAUUGGCUGUGGCCAAUGCAACAGAAUUGGUGAAUAAGGUUACUGAAAAUUGUUUCAAAAAAUGCUUAAAUAGCCCUUAUGCCGAUGGUAACGAAAACUGCGUUGACCAAUGUCUGGCAAAAUACAUGAGAAGUUGGAACGUAGUAUCGAGAGCUUAUAUUGCUAGAAUUCAGCAAGCUUCAACAUCUGGCGAUAUUUGA
Zygotorulaspora mrakii is the source of this 309-nucleotide messenger RNA. It is a transcript of the gene TIM13, whose product is annotated as protein translocase subunit TIM13. NCBI's taxonomy places the organism in Eukaryota, Fungi, Ascomycota, Saccharomycetes, Saccharomycetales, Saccharomycetaceae. The coding region runs from base 1 to 309 and encodes 102 amino acids. The record is from RefSeq and is a predicted model, not a curated record. The transcript has a single exon.